This is a messenger RNA of Penicillium chermesinum, 1272 nucleotides long. Its product is annotated as NAD(P)/FAD-dependent oxidoreductase. Gene Ontology annotation, molecular function: saccharopine oxidase activity; sarcosine oxidase activity; flavin adenine dinucleotide binding. NCBI's taxonomy places the organism in Eukaryota, Fungi, Ascomycota, Eurotiomycetes, Eurotiales, Aspergillaceae. The coding region runs from base 1 to 1272 and encodes 423 amino acids. The transcript is spliced from 3 exons. The record is from RefSeq and is a predicted model, not a curated record.
AUGGCCCCACUCACUGAGCCUAUUAUCAUCGUUGGGGGAGGCACGUUUGGGACCUCAACUGCCUACCAUCUGGCAAAGAAAGGUUAUACCAAUGUGAUCGUGCUCGAUCGGUUUCCCGUGCCAUCCUUUGAAGCAGCCGGAAAUGACAUCAACAAGAUCAUUCGAACCGAAUACCCAGAGCCCUUAUACACGAAGCUAGCGUCCGAUGCUAGGGAAAUUUGGUCUGAUCCAAAGGGCCUGUUUUCUGGGCUGUAUCACCCUAGUGGAUGGAUAAUCGCGGUGGGUGAGAAAUCCAAAGCCUUCAUUGAUGGCUCCAUUCGAACUGCGCACGCUAUGGGGGUUGCUCCUCCAAGCCUUGUGUCCACCGAUGAGAUUCAUAAGCAGUGGCCAGAGAUGAAUGGUGACUUUGAGGGAUGGCAAUCAUAUUGGAGUCCAAAUGCGGCUUGGGUGGAUGCGAGGCAAGGUCUUGUCAGGAUGGCUCAAGAGGCCAUGAAAUCUGGAGUGAAAUACAUUUCUGGCGGCUCAGGGCACGCAAUGCAGCUACUGUAUGAUGAGAAUCAUGCAUGUAUUGGAGUCAAAUGUGCCGAUGGUUCCACUUAUUUUGCCAGCCAAAUCGUACUUGCGGCUGGCGCUGCAGCUGGAGGUCUCUUGGACCUGCAAGGACAAAUCGUCGCCCACGGCCACACAAUCGGUCAUAUUCAACUGACACCAGAAGAGGUGGAGAAAUAUAAGAAUAUGCCUAUUAUCGACCACUUGGAAGGAGGUAUCCUAUUCCCCCCACAGGAAGACGGCAUCAUGAAAAUUGGAGCUAUCCACUUCGUUACGAACUAUGCGCCAUUGCUCAACGGAAUCUCCCUUCCACGAUACCGGUCUGACAAUCCCCGAGACGGGAUCCCACAAGAAAUUGAGGCUCGCCUCCGCAAAUGGAUGGAGAGUUUUGUCCCCGAUCUUGCGCAUCGGGAAUGGUUCGAAACAAGGAUAUGCUGGGACGGGGAUAUGCCCGAUUAUAACUUCCUUAUCACGCCGCAUCCCAGCCACAAGAACUUGAAGAUUGCCAUUGGUGGCUCAGCGCAUGGCUUCAAGUUCCUUCCGGUCCUGGGCAAAUAUAUUGUUGAAAUGAUGGAAGGCAGUCUGGACCCUACAAUCGCUCAGAAGUGGAAAUGGAGGCCAGGUGUCGCGCCCGCGGACCACACGACGAAUCCUCAUCGAGAAGUGUCCCUAGACCUGAAUGCUCUACCUGGCUGGGGAAAGCCGGUCAAGAGCGCACUGUGA